This is a messenger RNA of Salvelinus fontinalis (brook trout), 3402 nucleotides long. Its product is annotated as adenosine receptor A3-like. The transcript has 2 exons. Gene Ontology annotation, biological process: G protein-coupled adenosine receptor signaling pathway. NCBI's taxonomy places the organism in Eukaryota, Metazoa, Chordata, Actinopteri, Salmoniformes, Salmonidae. The record is from RefSeq and is a predicted model, not a curated record. Gene Ontology annotation, molecular function: G protein-coupled adenosine receptor activity. Gene Ontology annotation, cellular component: dendrite; membrane; synapse. The coding region runs from base 1951 to 2985 and encodes 344 amino acids.
UCAUGCUGGAUUGAUAUCAGGGCCAAUGUAUUCAACCUUUUCUGGCCCAUGGUGGGUUGCGAGUGAAUGUUUAUCAUUUUAAGCUUGGAAAAAAGACCCUUAAACCCAGACUUGGACCACACACCCACUCCACUGACCAGCAGGCUAGCUAGUGAUUGCUUUGCAAAACUUGCAGUUAGCCACUGAUUCCUUCCAAACCACUCAUUGUUGAAUUUGCGAUAUCCAACUUGUUGUGUAAUGUUUAUGUCCAAUGGCUGAAGAGCACCGAUACAUUUUAUCUAUAAUUUCUCUUCAUAUGACAAGGAAUGAAAAGGAUUUGCCAGUAGAUUGUCAACUUGAUUCAUGAUGAUGACUGCUUGCUAGCUACGAUUUUGAAAGUAUGAUGUUGACAUGCUCUGUCCAAUCAAAUCUCCGGUUAAUAUAAUGUGAUUUGACGUCAUUUUAUCUGUGGCCAAUAACCUUGAGGCUUCUUGGAUGGGCACUUCUAAUGUAAAUCUAUGGCUGCACCCAAGGGGCUUGAAUUUUCGAGCUCUACCUGUAAUUUUUGUGGUGACGUAGUGACCCCAUGAGUGACAGAACACUGAGCCAAUCACGGCACAACCAGAGAACAUUACUAACCCCUAAGCUCCAUAUUUUCCGAUGGUUGCCCCACAACCAUAGAAAGCAUAGCUAGACUGAAACACCGACAUUUUGGGGCUGCCUUAUAAAAGACAGCAAAAAAGAGACCAUGUUUGUAUGCAGCUUAAUUAAGUCAAUCAAUUUUUUUACAUUGUUUGCAAACGGAUAUGUGACACGUAUUAAUGCCAACAUAUCAUGCAAAACAGAAAAAAAAUAGAGGCAAAACCUGCCCUGAAUGACGGGUCGCCACUGGUUAAGGUUAGGAGUUAGAUUAAAGGGUUAAGGUUAGGGGACGGGUUAGUUAAAAGGUUUAGGGUAAGGGUUAGCUAAAAUGCUAAAGUUGUCUGUGAUGAGAUUCAAACAAGCAACUUUUGGCUUGCUAGAUGUUCGCGUUACACGCCCAACCCGACCAACCACCCUCAUUUAGUUUUAGCCUUAAGUAACCUUCUAUCUUAUGUAACCAUACCAAACCUAAUAUAUCAUAGUAAUUUGGGUGUCCCGGAUUUACAUGUACUAUGUUACGUCUAGUCUAUGAGACCAGGCUGGAUUUUGAAGUAGCAUGGUUUUCUAAGUUAAAAGCAAAAAGAAAAAUUAUGGAAGUGAAACAUUUGAACUGAAUUGUGGGACAGUGUUAAAAAUGGUGAUUGAACUUGAUUACUGAAACGAUGAUGAUUGAAAACCAUGCCUUAAAAUACAUGUUGAAACUGGCCUUUUUGUUGUCUGCCCCUGCCUUUCUGUGCCUACUUGUCCAAGACAUAACACCUGUCACUUUCCACAUUGUGACAUGUAUACCAUUCACAGAAGCAAGUGUAUUUUUGAGCAUCCUUCCUCUAAAGCUACAGGAAAUGUGUACACCACGACCACAGCUAAACACGACCACAGCUUAACACGACCACAUCUGAACAUGUUUCUGCAGCCAACAUAAAGUGUUGUAUCACCUCUCAGAUUUGAAGAUGGAAAAACCUUGCCUCGUAUUACCAAAUGCUUAUGUAAGACAAUGUUUCAUCUGAGAGGAACAUAAAUGUUUUAGCUGUGGUAGCAUUUUCAGAUUUACUACAAGUCUAUUUAUGGUAUAUUGAAACUCUUUAAUACAGUCUCCUCCUACUAACAGUGUAGGUGAAGUGAGAUACCACAACUCCACCUAUCACCAACCUAUAGCGGGCAAGUGGUGGCUUUGACAUUUCAAUAAACCUUUUCAAUAACCAAGUGAACAUCCUCGAUCCUAUAGGAACAAGAAACGUACUGGCAAAUCUCCAGCGGUCUAGAAUAGAGCACACUUAGUGUUAAGUACAGCAAUUGCCAAUAUUAAACUUCCAUUGGACAGUUGACAGGAUGUCUGGAGGAGAUGUUGUCUACACAGUGCUGGAGGUGCUGAUCGCUGUUGCCUGCUGUCUGGGAAAUGUGCUGGUGAUCUGGGCAGUGUGGUCGAGCAGCAACCUCCGGCAGCCCACCUUCUGCUUUGUGGUCUCUCUGGCUGCAGCUGACUUCCUUGUAGGUUCUGUGGCUGUGCCGCUGGCUGUGCUGGUGGAUGGACGGGUGUGCACCUCAUUCAAUGUAUGUCUCUUCAUAAGCUGUGUGGUCAUCAUGUUGACAAUGACUUCGGUUAUGUCUCUGCUAGCCAUCUCUGUGGACAGAUUCCUACGCGUCUUCAUCCCUCUCAGGUACAAGAGGACAGUGACAAAGAGCAGAUCUUGGGUGGUGGUAGCAAUAUGUUGGUUUGUUGCCUUCAUGUUGAGCUUCACACCCACGUUUGGGUGGUACAACCGUGACACCUUGUCCCACUCAGGGAACUCAACCACCAUCAUCUGCCGUUUCCUGGCUGUGAUUCCCAUGUCAUACUUGGUUUACUUAAUAUUCUUCUUCUGCACCCUCACUCCGUUGCUUGUCAUGGCUGUCCUGUACUGCUACAUCUUCUGUAUCAUACAAAAGAACCUGAGAGGGAGGGUGGGGAGCAGUACCAAGUCCCACACCUACUUCAGGAAGGAGAUGAGCCUGGCCCGAUCCCUGACUCUGGUCCUUGUACUCUUCGCCUUUUGCUGGCUCCCCCUAAACAUCAUGAACUGUGUUGCCUACUUUGGUAACACAUCAAACAUACCCCAACAGGCCUUCUAUGUGAGCAUCCUCCUCUCCCAUGGCAAUUCAGCUGUCAACCCGAUCGUUUAUGCCUUCAAGAUCCGCAAGAUCCAGGAAGCGUACCUGAGGAUUUGGAGGAAGGUCUUUGUGUGUCGAGGUGACAGUCAGGGCUCUCAGACCAACCAGACCACUGAAAACAUUAUCAGCAGCAACCCUAACAGUGCGGAUAGAAAUAUUGAUGGAAAUGCUAUCAGUGUUAUGAAAAUUGACACAGUUGAAGGUACAGCAUGUUAAUAGUGUAGGAAGACAAUAUAAGUGAUAGUCGCUUAGCUUUUUUUCUUUGGCAAAGUGCAUCAAGACCUUAGAACCUGUAUAAAAAGGGAAAACUACUGCCAGGGUGUUAUACAUUGGCAUAUUUUAUAAUAUUUGGCAUUUGUUGAAAAAAACUGAGGGGUAAAAAUAGACAGAGGAAGUUGCAAGGAAGUCAAGUAAGUGGGCUCUUGCAGGUUUCUUUUUACUCUUAUUGAUUUCCUGUUUAAAGACUCUCGUUUCUUGAAUGUACUGAAUUUUAAAUGUUUUUUUCUGUAUGAUCAAGUUUGCCUGAAAUGGUAAUAACAUGAUUUUCCAAUAAAUAUGUAAUGUCUAAUCUGAAAACGUAAAUGUGAAUGUGAAUUGGGCAUAUGAAAUAAGGAAAUAAAAAUUGCAAUCUCA